GUUAGUUUACAUACAAACAUCAGUGUGUUCAGUCUUUAGGACGCUCGUGUAUCAAGUUUGCAACAAACGAAGAGCUAAACUCAGAAAGGGAGUGCUGCGUUUGUCACCAUGUUGAAUGAUGAUCCUAAUGGUAACGAACGAACCAAAAGUAAUGGCCGAGUCUACAUGGAUAACAAUACCCAGUUUGGUUGGUUUAGUAUUCGACCAGGAUUUUUGCAAAUCUUGACUAAACCUCUCGUGACUUUCCUCUUGUUGGUCGGCUGUGUUUCUACACAGGUCAUUUUACAGCAUAUGCUGCCGGCAGUGCGACGAACAUUAACAAGAAGAUAUAACCUCAGUGAAAAAGAUAUGAAUGGUUUAGAAGUAGCUCAAGGAAUCUCGUUGAUGGUUACCGUCAUUCUUGUUGGUUAUUUUGGUAGUUUUCGUGCAUCGAAAAUACGUUGCAUUACUGCCGGGAUUGUGAUAUCCGGUCUCGGCGCUGUGUUCUUUUCCAUUCCACAUUUCCGCACAGAGGCUUACAAACCACAGGAUCAUCCUAAACAAGCUCUUAUGAUGUUCGGCUUGUGUAAAUUCGCCCAGAUGCCUUGCAAUGACGAAGAUGUGAAAUCGAAGCAUAUGUCGCUAUUUGUCAUCGGGCAAAUAUUGAUUGGCGUUGGCCUGGCUCCGAUAUAUUCCCUUGUUCCAGCGUAUAUUGACGAGAAUGUUAAACCAAAAUGGAUGCCUAUAAUUAUGACGGUUUACUACGCGUUUCUUUCUCUUGGUCCUGUCAUAGGAAUGGCUGUCGCAGGAAUCUUCCUACAGGCAUAUAUAGAUAUUGAUCAGCCUGAUUUGAUUCAUCAGAUGGAUCAGGAAGACAACCGCUGGUUAGGCGCAUGGUGGCUCGGAUUCCUCGUAUUUGGUCUUAUGACAAUGGCCAACGCAAUUCUUGUUUCUGGUCUUCCACCCUCCUUACCAGGCUCUCGUGCUAUGAGAGACGAGCAUGUCCAUCAAGGGAAUAUUCCAACGGACGAUGCGAAGAUCACUCGAACUCCAAAAGGAAUUAUUCACGCAACGACAUCGCUGUUGAGAAACAAAGCAUAUCUUUUUAAUAUUUUGGCGUCUGUUUGUAUUAUCUUCUUCUUCUACGCUAUUGGACCUUUUAUGAUUCAAGUUGUUGUCAUCAAAUACGGCGCUGAUUUUGUGAAGGUUUUAAUGCCCGUUGUGAUAGUCUUGCUCUUGGGGAUUAUAGUUGGUGUUACCAUUGGUGGUUACUUAACAUACCGAAUCAAAUUAAAAAAGCUCGGCAAGGGUGCAGCGUUGUUGUGUCUGGCUACCCAGGCAUUCUGCAUCCUGGCACCUCUACUCUUUGUGAUUCCCGGAUGUAAUGAGAGCAAUAUUGCUGGUGUAACCAAAGAAUAUCCAGCUCUGGGCGGUAAAGUAAUGAAGAAAAUGGGGAGAAAUGGUUCAAGCGAGAUUACAGCAGCAUGUAACAAACAUUGUGGAUGUUCUACGUUCCUCAGUCAACCAGUUUGUGGCUCAAACAACGUCGCAUAUUUUGAUCCUUGCCACGCUGGAUGUCAGUUUAGACCAACUGAAGAAGACUACGUUAAUUGUACAUGCAUACCCUCCAAUAUCCCUGGGAUGAAAUUUGGCACAGCAAAGAAAGGUUUCUGUGAUCGAGGUUGUGCAAGUUGGAAAGUGUUUCUUUUUGUUACGUUCUUGGCUGUUGUCUUAUUUGGAGCUAAUAUUGUACCGAAUAGAGUCGUCGUGUUACGUUGUGUCCAGAACAAUCAAAGAUCUUACGCCCUCGCUGUGCAACAGUUCCUCGCCAUUCUUGUAGCAUUCAUUCCAACUCAUCUCGUCAAGUAUAUCAUGAAUCACGACUGUCAUAUCUGGCAGAAGGACCCCUGUGGAAGAAAGGGGAUAUGCUGGGAUUAUGACACAAACUCCGUGUCCAAAAGUAUGACCAUAUUUGGGCUGAUCGUUACAGCUCUGGCCACAGCAUGUUAUUUCUUCUCCUGGCACACAUAUGAAGCUCCAAAGAUAGUAAAGACAAACAGAUUGCUGAGCGACACAAGCAUCACACCUGAUGAUCCUGAUGAUGGCAAGGAAACCAAAUUGUGACUUUACAUGACGUAGUAGUGUAUGACGUAUAGGAUGACGUCAUUAGUGAUAUCAGAUAUUUGUAGACGGCUAUUUUUCUAUUGAAUCUUUGUUAACGAAUUUUGAACUAAUAAAUUUGCGUAGUUAAACAUCU
This is a messenger RNA of Dendronephthya gigantea, 2236 nucleotides long. Its product is annotated as solute carrier organic anion transporter family member 4C1-like. The transcript is spliced from 11 exons. The record is from RefSeq and is a predicted model, not a curated record. Gene Ontology annotation, cellular component: membrane. Bases 109 to 2103 code for a protein of 664 amino acids. NCBI's taxonomy places the organism in Eukaryota, Metazoa, Cnidaria, Anthozoa, Malacalcyonacea, Nephtheidae. Gene Ontology annotation, biological process: transmembrane transport. Gene Ontology annotation, molecular function: protein binding.